UCCGGCGCCAGCGCGACCGCGGCGGUCGACGCAAGUGAAGCACGCUUCUCUUCUAGAGCCUUACGACCCACCGCGUCCCGUUGUAGGUCGCGUCCGCUGACGGGUGGCGUCCAUUGGAAGAGGCAACUUCAAAGUGGCACAAAAAACGAGUCGUGAUCAGAUUGCGUAGGUGCACCCUGCGAAUAAGCUGCCUAAACGUGGCGAGUGUCGCCUCCCGGCAAGGGAGCGCGGUGGAGACCAACGACGGGUGCUGCCCGCCGCCGGCGCACGCAAGAAGCGGCCGACAAGGGCUGCCGUAACACCAGACUUGGUUACCUGAAGGUGCUCUCGCGUUUGGGCGCACGCAAAAACUGGCGGCCAAAGGGCUGCCCGUGCCCAGGUAUCGGUACAUCGAGGUGCGCUUUGGUGCACGCAAGAAGCGCCAGGCAUCGACUGGCCUGCCACGAGCGACGCGCCGCCGGGCUGGUCAAGCAAGAGCGAUGGGCUGGGCCGGCAACCGCGUCUCGCCGCAGAUCACGGCCACGCCGCGCUUCCCCGUCGGCAGCCGCGUGCUCCUGAAGCCCGCGGACCCGAAGGGCCGGAAGCUGUGUGGAAAUCAACCAGUGCGCCGGGUGCACCCGACAAUUCUUCACUAAGUCAUUUCUCGGCGAUGACGCGGCCGACCUGGCUGGGUCGAGCGGCGAGUAACCGGCAUCGCCACGCUAUCGAGCAGGCGUCGCGUCGAUGGCGUGGAGGACGACGCGAUGAUUCAGCGCGAACGCGCCAUAAAAUUUGGAUUUCCACACAGGCCGGAAGAAGGGCAUGAUGGUCGACUGCGACGGUGUUGUGAUUUCCGUGCAGGAAACAACCACAAAGUACGCGCUGCGGAAGCUCUGGCGGGGCGUGCCGGUCUGUGUGGAAAUCAAAUUUACGGCGCUUUCGUCCUGAAUCGCCGCGUCGACCUCCACGCCAUCGACGCGAUACCUGUUCGAUGGCGUGGCGAUGUCGGUUCCUCACUGCUCGACGGAGCCAGCGCGGCCGCGUCAUCGCCGAGAAAUGACUUAGUGAAGAAUUAUCGGUGCACCCGACACACUGGUUGAUUUCUACACAGGUGCCGGUGCAGCGGGCCUACGUCUACUGCGUCAAGACCGCGGGCGGCGUCUACGCGACGGCCGCCGAGACCGCGCUGCGGCGGUCCUUGGAUGAUGUUGGACAGCCCGCGCCGCAGCCGUCGCCGACCGACGUCGUCGUCGGCAAGGAGUUGAUCUAGGCGCACCAUUGUAAAUAGUAAUUAACAGUA
Molecule: messenger RNA, 1279 nt
Organism: Pelagomonas calceolata
Lineage: Eukaryota; Pelagophyceae; Pelagomonadales; Pelagomonadaceae
Source: the annotation of a GenBank genome assembly